Molecule: messenger RNA, 935 nt
Organism: Equus caballus (horse)
Lineage: Eukaryota; Metazoa; Chordata; Mammalia; Perissodactyla; Equidae
Product: protein mago nashi homolog 2
Biological process (GO): RNA splicing
Cellular component (GO): nucleus; catalytic step 2 spliceosome; exon-exon junction complex
Source: RefSeq, a predicted model, not a curated record
AGAGGAGGGGCCGCUGGCGCCGCCCCCAGCGUGGUGCUGAGCUGGGGAAGGAAGCGAGGCGGACCUGCAGCGGAGGAGGCGGGGUGGGGCGAGCAGCUUCCGCGGGCUGCGAGUGUGCAAUGUGAGCUGAGGCCACUGCUUGAAAGACGAAGCAAUAGGAGUUUAAGAGUAUAGUAGGAGGCAUAAAUCGGUUUCGUGAACGAAAGAUAGUUAGUGGGUGUACAUUAAUUCAGAAAAGCUAAUCCUGCCAGAUGCUGAAAAGCUGAACCCACGUGAAUCAGAAUCCCAGAAUCAGCGCAGCGCUGGGGACCUUGCAGGAAAGCUUAGAUAUGCCAACAACAGCAAUUACAAAAAUGAUGUCAUGAUCAGAAAAGAGGCUUAUGUACACAAGAGUGUAAUGGAAGAAUUGAAGAGGAUUAUUGAUGACAGUGAAAUUACAAAAGAAGAUGAUGCUUUGUGGCCUCCCCCUGACAGGGUCGGCCGACAGGAGCUUGAAAUUGUAAUUGGAGAUGAACACAUUUCUUUCACCACAUCAAAAAUAGGUUCUCUUAUUGAUGUAAAUCAGUCAAAGGAUCCUGAAGGCCUUCGAGUAUUUUACUAUUUGGUACAGGACCUGAAAUGUUUAGUUUUUAGUCUUAUUGGAUUACAUUUCAAGAUUAAACCGAUCUAAAUUGUAUGUUUUUUGAAGCUGCUUUUAUAUUUAAUUAAGGGAUGGGUAAGGGAGGGCUUAUUUACAAUACUGGGCUUUUUAUGAAUGUGAAACAGACAAAUUUUUUUUGUAUGCAAAGUGAAAGUAAGAAAAUACAUAAACAAGCUUGAUUGUUAUCCUCACUUGGGUCCAAGUGGGUUGGACAGUCCCCACACACAUUAAAUUCUGUAAAUAAAAGCCACCUUUCUUUGAAAUUGUGCUCCAAUAAAACAUAUCAAAGCCUGGA